Molecule: messenger RNA, 1491 nt
Organism: Eremothecium sinecaudum
Lineage: Eukaryota; Fungi; Ascomycota; Saccharomycetes; Saccharomycetales; Saccharomycetaceae
Gene: ALD2
Product: aldehyde dehydrogenase (NAD(+)) ALD2
Exons: 1
Coding region: 1-1491 (496 amino acids)
Molecular function (GO): aldehyde dehydrogenase (NAD+) activity
Source: RefSeq, a predicted model, not a curated record
AUGUUUACUAAUAUUACCAUUCCACAACUUGGAUUGACUGUAAAGCAGCCAUUAGGGUUAUUUAUCAAUAAUGAGUUUGUUGCUUCGAGCACAGGGGAUACUAUUGAUACUUACAACCCCUGUACGAAAGAAUUGAUAACCUCAUUCUAUGCCGGGAGUGAGCAAGAUGUCGAUAGAGCAGUUUUAGCGGCUCGCAACGCGUAUGAGAACAGCUGGAGAUAUACGACCCCUCGGGAACGGGCGGACCUCCUUGAUCGGUUAUACGAGGUGCUUAAAGAGGAAAAGCAUGUGCUGGGUGCAAUUGAGGCGCUGGAUGCAGGAAAGCCGUUUAAUUUCAAUGCGGCUGGCGAUGUGGAGCAUUUGCUCGACGUUACGAAGUAUUAUGCUGGGGCUGCAGAUAAGUUUAACGGCGGCGAGUCACGUGCUUUGAAUCAAGAUAAGUUUUCCUAUACAGUGAAAGAGCCAUACGGUGUUGUUGCACAGAUAAUUCCAUGGAAUUAUCCGCUUUCGAUAGCUGGAUGGAAGAUCAAGGGCUGCUUAGCGGCGGGGAACUGUAUUGUUAUCAAACCUGCCGAGAACACUAGCUUGUCGCUGUUAUACUUUGCGCAGAUGUUCGUAAAAGCGGGGUUCCCGCCUGGUGUAGUAAAUGUUGUUCCUGGUUAUGGAAAUAUUGUAGGUGCAAGACUUUCAGCGCAUCCUGAUGUUGAUAAAAUCAGCUUUACAGGAAGUACUGAGGUAGGGCAGAAGGUUAUGUCCGCCGCCGCGCUAUCGAACAUGAAGGACGUGAAAUUGGAAUGUGGAGGUAAAAGUCCGGCUGUUGUAUUUGAAGAUGCUGACCUCGAAAAUACGAUCAAGCAAGUGGCAUUUGGUAUAUACUAUAAUACCGGUCAGUGCUGCAGUGCUAAUUCUCGAAUCUACGUUCAGGAUUCUAUAUAUGAUAAAUUCAUCGCGCAAUUCCGUGAACAUGUGACUAACACCUGGAAAUACAGUGCUAACCUUGAUGUUUUUGACGAUGAAUGUGUCUAUGGCCCAUUGAUCUCACAGGUUCAAUUUGAUCGUGUUUGUAAGUACAUCAACCACGGUAAAAACGUGGAGAAGUUAGAAUGCAUUGAAAUGGGAGAAUGGCCCGAAAAAGGUUACUUCAUUCCUCCAAUAUUCUUCCUCAAUGUCCCACAGGACUCCAAAUUAAUGAAGGAAGAGAUUUUUGGUCCUGUUGCCGUCAUUGCUAAGUUCCAUGACUAUGAUGAAGUUAUCAAAAAGGCUAAUGACUCAAAGUACGGUUUAGCCGCCUGCGUUUUUACUGAGAAUGUGCGUUUGGCUCAAAGGUUUAUCAGAGACGCGAGGGCGGGUACUGUAUGGGUAAACUCAUCAAAUGACGAAGAAGUCAUUCUGCCAUUUGGAGGAUAUAAGAUGAGUGGAAUUGGCAGAGAGUUAGGAGCUGCUGGCAUGGACUCUUAUCUACAAACAAAAGCCGUAUUAACGAACUUAUAG